This is a messenger RNA of Lichtheimia ornata, 3534 nucleotides long. RefSeq lists its product as uncharacterized. The record is from RefSeq and is a predicted model, not a curated record. The transcript has 7 exons. Gene Ontology annotation, biological process: positive regulation of GTPase activity; Ras protein signal transduction. Gene Ontology annotation, cellular component: plasma membrane. Bases 1 to 3534 code for a protein of 1177 amino acids. Lineage: Eukaryota; Fungi; Mucoromycota; Mucoromycetes; Mucorales; Lichtheimiaceae. Gene Ontology annotation, molecular function: guanyl-nucleotide exchange factor activity; protein binding.
AUGUCCAUGUUGCCUAGAAUAAUUUGCCGAGUCCGGGCGAUCUACCCCUUUCAUUCUGAGGAUCCUGCUUCUCUCAAUUUCAAUAAGGGCGACUAUAUCGAUGUCCUUGCACAACUCGAUUCCGGUUGGUGGGACGGCUGGUGUGGAGGUGCACGAGGGUGGUUUCCAAGCAACUAUGUUGAAAUUGUCAAUGACGAGGAGGUCGAUGAAGAACUUGCAGCAGCAGCUAUUGAGCGAGCACAUAGCAAAGUGGUGUUGAACAAUCGUCGUGUAUCACGAGCUUCAUCUGCAGCAGCAACCAAUGUUAAAAAUGGAAAUACGCCAUCCACUCCUCGGAUAUCAACGGCAAGACGUGAGAGUGGCAAUAGCAGCAGCACCACGAACAACAACAAUAGACUUUCACGAGAAACCAAACGACGUAGUACCAGUAUACGAUCACCCACAUCACCUCUUCAUAAACAUCGACCUUAUUCAUUAUCACACUCAACAACAUCUUCCAGCCUUGGAUGGACGGCAAGCACACGCAAUAGUAGCAUGUAUUCCGAAUACAAAUUACCUGAAGGGUGGUCGGUGCAACUUGCUGAGGAUGGCACAACUCGAUAUUAUUACAAUCAUCGUACCGGCAAAAUGCAAUACGAUCAUCCAGGACAACCAUUAUCGGAUGACGACGACGACUAUGAGAGUGACAUGCAUUCUACCAAUGGAUCCGUUGACAGCUAUUCUGACGACGAAGACGACGACGACCAAUUUCAUAGCACCACAAGCAGAUUAUCCAGUCGUCUCAUGAAUCGUCUCAGCCUUGAUUCUUUACCAGCUGCUGUUGAUACACCUACAACGACACAUUCGGAUCCUGAUAAUGUCAUGUCACAAUGGGUUCAACGUCUUACACCUCAAGGACGUCCCUAUUAUUGCAAUCUCAUCACUCAAGAAACCACGUGGGAUUAUGAUGAUAUUGACAAGACAACGGGUAGAUUGCGAAAUGCACCUGAUUCUGAUUCUGAAGUGGAGGAAGCAAUGGGACAAUCAGCACGUAGAGCGUCAUUAUUACGAGAACCGGCAGAUGCAGCAAGUGGCGACGAGGAAUCUGAUAGAGAAAGUGAAGAACCUUUGACCUGGCAAGGCAUCUCCACAACAAUUGCAAUGACCAUUCAUCAUUUGAAUACUGCAGCACAGCGUGGGGAUCGUGAUGUACUUGUGGAUGAAGCAUCAGCUAUUGUUAUUUCCAUUCGUAUGAUGCUUUACGCUUCUGGAACCCUUGAUAAGGAAUCGAUUCAUAUGCAAGAUCGUGUGUUACGUGAUCCACAUCGUGCUGUCAUGGCCUCCCUUUCAAAAUUGGUGCUUUCAGUAAAAACAGCCUCUGAAGGUGGUCAUGGUGUACAUUCGGAAGUGUUGUAUCGAGUACAACGAGAUGCGGGCGAUGUAUUAGCAGCUGUACGAGGUUUUGUUACCGUUUGCCAAGAAAAGCAUAUUCAAGUGGAACAAGUGAAACCACAGCUUCUAUUCGACUCGAUUGAACCAUUACAACAACCACAACAACAGCCGCCACAAAGCGACACAGAGCUAUCGGAUGCAGAAAAACGAGCGAGUCGUCGCAUUAGCAUGAAUGGACAAACCUUUACGCAAAAGGCGAAAUACCCGCUCAAUCAGGAUUUGCUUGUCAGCUUGCAAACACACGCUAACCAGAUCUAUGGCUCCACGGAUGCUUUGCGCAAGACGAAUGAUUUCAUUCUUGAAAACGGCGUUGGUGCAGCUGAUGAAUGUAAACCACGUUCCAAUAUCGUUGCUUUGUUUCGAGGAUUAUCGAUUCAAAUUGGUCAAUACCUCAGCAUCUUGGAAGACAUUGAUUUGCUCAACAUGGAUACCAGCAUGAUCCCAUCCUUGGCAGGAUACCGAAGCAACAAACAACAUCUCUACAAUGCCGUGGGUAUGCUAUUCUCGGCUGUGCAAACCGUGAGUGGUGAUGGUGUGGAUAUCGCCAAAUGUACAUCAGCCCUGGAAAGUGCAUUACAAUUUGUGGAGGUCACAUUGGCGGACAUUUACCUAAAUGUGCAAGCCAUGGUGGAACAACGUCGACAAUGGUAUCGUAAACAAGGUGCUCGUGAUUCCAUGUUAUCCCCUGUAUCAGUGCCUGUUGUGGAUGAAUCAGAAGAUGAGGAGGAAAUUGGCAAAGCACCAAGCGACGCAGCACGUAAACUCAUGUUGCAGCAACAACAACAACAGCAAGCACGUGUACCUGAAGACCGUUCAGGUGGAUCCUAUUUGGGUUAUGAUUAUUCCUCAGAUGAGAUCGUGUUUGGAUCGGAUGGCAAUGUCAAGGGUGGUACGUUGCGCGCGCUUGUGGAGAGAUUAACGCUACACGACACUUUUGAUACCAGCUUCAUUGCAACCUUCUUAUUGACAUAUCGGUCAUUUUGUACUACUGAGGAACUUAUGACCUUGCUUGAAGAGCGCUACAACUUACGCCCAACUGAAGAUUUGACCCCUUGGGAGCUUGAAGAGUGGACCGAGCGUAAGCAAAAGUUGGUACGGUUGCGUGUAUUCAAUGUCAUGAAGACAUGGUUGGAGAAUUAUUAUAUCGACGAAGAUGAGUUUAUUCUCGGCAGACUCGAGUUCUUUACAAACACAGUUAUUCGUGAUGCAUCGACUUUCUCAGCGGAUCAACUCAAUCGAUUCAUUCGAAUGCGCAAAGAAGCCGAUCAAAGCGGUGGAUUGAAAAAGUUGGUUCCUAACAACUGGAUGGGGCCAUUGCCGAUUCUACCCAAGGACAUUACACGCCUCACGCUAUUGGAUAUUGAUCCCACGGAGCUUUCUCGGCAAUUGACAACAAUGGAUUACAAGCUGUACAGCAGCAUCCGACCUAUUGAAUGCCUCAACAAGGCUUGGUCUCAAGAAGAUGUUGACAACAAUCUCGCCUUCAACGUCAAAAAGUCCAUUGAUUACUGUAAUCGAUUGACUUGUUGGGUCACCGAUAGUAUCCUUGCAAACGAAGAAGCUAAAAAGCGAGUUGUAUACAUCAAAUACUGGGCACAAGUGGCAACGAAAUGCCGAUCAUUCAACAAUUACAAUACAUGCAUGGCUAUCAUCUCUGCAUUCGACAAUAGUGCAAUUGGUCGGUUAAAAAAGACUUGGGAGCUUGUGGGCAAUCGUACAAAUCAAGCAUUGGGCAACAUUCGGAAGCUUAUGGGAGCCAAUCGCAAUUUUCAAGAAUACCGUGAGAUGAUUCAUUCCGUCAAUCCACCAUGCAUCCCCUUUCUUGGAAUAUACCUGCAGGAUCUCACUUUCAUUGAAGAUGGCAAUGCUGACUAUAUCCAGAAAUCAACACGGCUGAUCAAUUUUGCCAAGCGACAAAAGACUGCCGAAGUCAUCCGAGAGAUUAACCAAUUUCAAUCACUGCCGUACAUCUUUCAAGAGAUCCCUGAGCUCCGAGCCUUCAUCAAGAAUAGUUUAGAAAGCAGUCGAGACGUCGAUACUUUAUACGAGCGUAGUAUUCAACUUGAACCUCGCGAGACAACCACCAGCACACCAGUAGCAUAA